AUGGGCAACAACCAGACUGAUGUUCCCUGGUUGCACACUUUGAGCAGCUCCAGUGAAGGUGCAGUUCUUUGGUCCUCAACUAUCAAUAGUAUGGUAAAGAUGGUAUGCAUAAUGCUGAUUGUAUGUGUAUCCCUCUUUGGGAAUGUUGUGGUCCUUUUGGUUUUUCAAAGAAAACCUCAGCUUCUUCAUGUGGCAAACCGCUUUGUUCUCAACCUGCUCCUGGCUGACCUGCUCCAGACCAUAUUGGUCAUGCCCUUUGCCAUCGCAGCCACUGUCCCAGGUGUGUGGCCCCUGCACUCUCGACUGUGCCAGGCUUUGGUGGUCCUCCAGCAUCUGUUUGCUUUUGCAGGUGUCAACACUAUUAUCGUGGUCUCUGUGGACCGCUAUCUGGCCAUUAUCCACCCCUUGUCCUACCCCACACGUAUGACCCCAAAUCUGGGCACAAAUCUCAUCAUCUGUACAUGGGUUCUUAGCUUCCUUCAGAGCACCCCUCCUCUGUAUGGCUGGGGUACUAUUGACUUUGACCACCGUCUCCAUAUGUGUUCAGUGCUGUGGUCAGCUAGCCCCUCCUAUGCUGUGCUUGUAUUCAUCUUGUCUUUCUGGCUGCCUAUGUUCAUCAUGCUUGGAUGCUACUGGAUGGUUUUCAGAGCAGCUCGAAGGCAGAAUGCACUGGUACAUCCCAUACAGUCACAGUCCCUCUCUCAGCCCUGCCCCUCAGACAUUCCACACCAGCCCACAGCACAGAGCCAGACCCUGUCCCAACUGGCCUGUUCACCCGAUGGAGCUCCAACAUCCAGGGCAUACCCUGUGCGUGUACGUCACAGACGCUUCUAUUACCACUGCAAAGCAGCGCGAGUGGUUUUUGUCAUCAUGGCUUCAUAUGUUCUCAGCAUGGGGCCAUAUAGUAUUAUCAACACCAUAUCUAUGAGCUCACAAGCAGCUGUGCCCCAGUGGAUGUGCUCAUUGGCCUUGGUGCUGUUUUUCUUGCAGUGUUGUCUCCACCCAUACAUUUAUGGUUACAUGCAUCGUAGUGUGAGAAAAGAGUUCCUGGCAUUGCUCUGUGGACUCUUCUGUAAACAGGGCCGUCCCAGACAGAGUUCAGCAAUGGAGAGCUGCUUCACCACAGAGGGGCGAUCUGCAGCCAAUCCUCACCUGCCCAGCCUGGCAGCACGCAUCUUUCCCAUGCGCACCUGGGAGGAAUGCACCACAUCCUCCUCUCCUACUUUUGAGAGGAAGUCCAGAGAUAGUCGCAAAGAGACCACCUCAACAAGUAUUAGCUCUGAGAAAGAGAUAAUGGUGCCCAGCAAGCAAAGCACAGACUGA
Messenger RNA from Boleophthalmus pectinirostris (great blue-spotted mudskipper), 1323 nucleotides. It is a transcript of the gene gpr101, whose product is annotated as G protein-coupled receptor 101. Gene Ontology annotation, biological process: G protein-coupled receptor signaling pathway. NCBI's taxonomy places the organism in Eukaryota, Metazoa, Chordata, Actinopteri, Gobiiformes, Gobiidae. The coding region runs from base 1 to 1323 and encodes 440 amino acids. The transcript has a single exon. Gene Ontology annotation, cellular component: membrane. The record is from RefSeq and is a predicted model, not a curated record. Gene Ontology annotation, molecular function: G protein-coupled receptor activity.